Messenger RNA from Eutrema salsugineum, 3381 nucleotides. Its product is annotated as fucosyltransferase 6. Gene Ontology annotation, biological process: xyloglucan biosynthetic process; cell wall biogenesis. Lineage: Eukaryota; Viridiplantae; Streptophyta; Magnoliopsida; Brassicales; Brassicaceae. Bases 46 to 1659 code for a protein of 537 amino acids. Gene Ontology annotation, cellular component: membrane; Golgi apparatus. The transcript is spliced from 2 exons. The record is from RefSeq and is a predicted model, not a curated record. Gene Ontology annotation, molecular function: galactoside 2-alpha-L-fucosyltransferase activity.
AGCUUGAAUCAGCUCCUAAUAAUAACCAAUAAAACUAAAGUCAACAUGUAUCAAAUAUUUCAGAUCUCCGGCGAUGUUUUCAGGGCUUUGGGUUUGAAGAUGAAAAUUCUGAUAACAGUCAUCUUUAGUGGCUUACUAAUUUUGUCUGUUGUCUUACUAUCAUUCUCAAACAACUUCAACGACCAACUUAUUGAUGCUUCAAUCAAAGGGUCACCUGAGUCCGAAACACCAAGGGAUAAAUUGAUAGGAGGGCUUUUAACCACAGAUUUCAAUGAACGUUCUUGCGUGAGUAGGUAUCACCAAUCAUUGUUGUAUCGCAAGCCUUCACCGUACAAGCCUUCUGAAUAUCUUGUCUCAAAGCUAAGAAGCUAUGAGAAGCUUCACAAGCGUUGUGGUCCAGGCACAAGAGCUUACAAGAAAGCUACAAGGAAUCUUAGUCAUGAUGAUGGGAAUUAUGCAAGCAAAUCUGUUGGUGAAUGCAGAUACAUUGUGUGGGUCGCGGUUUACGGGCUUGGCAACAGAAUACUAACUCUUGCCUCUGUUUUCCUCUACGCUCUCUUGACAGAGAGAGUCGUUCUUGUUGAUCAAAGCAAAGACAUUAGUGACCUCUUCUGCGAGCCAUUUCCAGGUACUUCAUGGUUACUUCCUGUUGACUUUCCAUUGAUGAAACAGAUUGAUGGAUACAACAAGGAAUACUCUCGUUGUUACGGAACAAUGUUGAACAAUCAUGCCAUUAACUCAACUUCAGUCCCAAGGCAUCUAUAUCUUCAUAUUAUACAUGAUUCAAGGGAUGAAGAUAAGAUGUUCUUCUGCCAAAAGGAUCAAGCUUUAAUCGAUAAAGUCCCUUGGUUGAUUGUCAAAGCCAAUGUCUACUUUGUUCCAUCUCUAUGGCUUAAUCCAACUUUCCAGACCGAACUAAUGAAGCUCUUCCCGCAAAAAGAAGCUGUCUUUCACCAUCUGGCUCGGUAUCUUUAUCACCCGACAAAUCAAGUUUGGGGUAUGGUCACUAGGUACUACAAUGCUCACUUAGCCAGAGCAGACGAGAGACUUGGGAUUCAAAUACGGGUUUUCAGCGACCAAGCAGGGUAUUUCCAGCACGUCAUGGACCAGAUCUUGUCAUGUACACAAAGAGAGAAACUAUUACCUGAAGUUGUUUCACAGGAAGAAUCGAAAGUCAACAUAUCGCAAAGCCAGAAACUUAAAGCUGUUCUUGUCACGUCUCUGUAUCCAGAGUACUCUGAUCGCUUAAAGAACAUGUUUUGGGAACGACCGAGUUCGACAGGAGAGAUAAUUGAGGUUUAUCAGCCAAGUGGAGAGAGGGUUCAACAAACAGACAAGAAGCUUCACGACCAAAAGGCGCUCGCAGAGAUGUAUCUUCUUAGUUUAACAGAUAAGAUUGUCACAAGCGCAAGGUCUACAUUUGGAUAUGUUGCGCAUAGUCUUGGAGGAUUAAAGCCAUGGUUACUCUAUCAGCCAAAGGAGGCUAAAGCUCCUGAUCCACCGUGUAUUCGAUCCACGUCGAUUGACCCUUGUCACCUUACUCCUCCGUCUCAUGGAUGUGAUGCCGAAUGGGGAACUGACUCGGGAAAGGUUGUUCCUUUUGUAAGGCAUUGUGAGGAUCGUGAGAAUGAUGGGCUUAAGCUAUUUGACGAGUUAUAGAUCUUGUUUAUCAUAGCUGAUUUCAUUGGAUUAUUGAGUUAUUGAAACAGAGGAUCAAUUUUUAUAUUUUUCGUCUAUAAUAAUCAUCACUUUAGUUGAGAUUCAGUUUUUAAUUAAAAACAAAAAAGAAUCAUGUUUGUACGCUUACAACUGACACUUUACAGUUUACUAUGGUAUCCUCUGUAUUGAUAUGUUAAUGCAUAGAAACAAUUUAGCUGUCAAUAACGUUUACAAGGUUUCACUGGUUUAUAAUAAAUAGCAGUUUACAUUUACUUAUAUCACUUAUAUUAUUUGUUUUCAUGACACAGAAAGUGGAAACUGCAUCGUACGCAACGAGCUUUGAAAAUCCUCUGUUCCAAGCUGAUGAGCAAAGUUUCUACCUUUAUGGUUCCUCUGUUCUCAAGCUGUGUUCCCGUCUUUGUCUUUUUCUGUCAGAAGAAGCCCUGAAGAUACUUAUACCACUGUAUAAAUAGAAGAACAAGUGCAUUUACAUGAACAGUGAGCUCCCAUCCUCAUUACGCUGAUGCAGAUCCCAAAUUUCUUGUCAACUGAUAAAUAACUAUGUUCUCAAUACCUACAACUAACUGUGUUUCCACAUCCUCGCCUGACCUUUUCAAUAUAGGCUCUUCAUACUUGGAACAUUCUUGAGAUCGAAGUCUCUUGGCCUUUAAUCUAGCAUAAGCUUUCCCAAAGCAUCAAAUGCAACAUUGUAGCAAACCCUAUCAAGUGAAACGUUCUUGUCUCUAAACUCUUUGAGCAGAUCAUAAGCUUCCUACAACUUUUACCCGUCUGAGAACAGCACAGAAGGAUCGAGCUUGCAAUCAGAAAGUUCAUUCUUUUACCUUUCUGCGCUAUUGUAUCAAAAAAACAAAAAUGCAAAGCUUUUGGGAGAUUCAUGUUCUUGCGAUGUCCUUCAAUUAUCGCUGAGUAAACACACACAUCCUGAUCAAUCCCAGUUUCCUCAAUGUCAAGAACAACUGCUUCAGCAGCGUCUAUUUUCAUCUCGUUGCAUUAAACUGCAGACCAAAAGCACGUAAGUAUGUGCAUCCACAUCCAGCCCCAGCCCCGCUAAUUGCCAGAAACUAGACUCCGCCAUAUCAGUUUUUCCGGAAGCAAUCAUACGGUUCAUCAGAGAAUUCAAUGCCUUUGCAUCCGGAGCACAACCGGGGAUUCUUCUGGAAGAAAAUAAACCGAUAGCUUCGUCAAAAUUUACUAGAUUAGCAUAGGCUUUGACCAAGGCACUAAAGACCCGGCUCAACAACACCAAGCAACCGUGACACUCAAAACGGCUUUCUCCAUCUCCUUUCCUAAAGAGUUCAACAACCAACGGAUCCAAUUUCUUCUCCCCAAUCCCCUAACUACAAACAAUGCUGAUAACAGUCGCAUAAGCUUGGACACUAAGCCCUAUUUCCUUCAAUUCGUUUCAGAGACGAUAAAGCAAGAGAAAGAUCAUCCCUCACAAUAGCUAAAACUCGCAAACGCCCAAUUUCGUUCAAUUCCACUGCUUUACCAUCAAAGUUACCUUCUUUCACUUUCUCCGAAUGUGAGAUUCUUGGGUUCGUCAAGUGCAGGAACCACGUACAAACGCGAAUUGGGUGCUCUUCAAAUCAAUCGUCUCACAUGUGAGAGUAAUGGAUCGGAAACACCCGCAUGAAAUACUUCCCGCCGUUCCUGUGGCGGCCGGAGAAACAACUAGCAGCGACUAUCUGAAAAGAGAUUCGA